CACGUUAACGUGACCUGAAUAUCGCAUGUUCUGCUUAGCCUUUUUGACAGUUAGUGAAAACAGAAUAUUAUUAUUUAUCUUGGAAUUUAAUUUAAGGAAAUUCCUUAAUAUAACAUUUUUGAUUGAUUCUACUAUUCUAGAGAUAGCCCCACGUUCUACUGUUCUUAAUGCUAUCGUCCAGUUGUUUUAUCUUUGUUUUUUAUUGGUUGGCAUAUCCUGGUUUAUGAUUAUGGUUUUGGUUUUGUUUCCUCUAGCGAACCAAUGAAUAUAUUGAACCAUGUAACAAACUUUAUUUUUAAAUACAAAUUUGACUCUUCAAGAAGUUUCUAAUUCAUUUCAUUCAGUAACUAUCAUCUCUACGUUGUCUUUGGCCGAUUUCUAUAUUACAAAAUUAGUAAUCAGUUAUUAUUAUGGUUCAAAAUCACAUGCAUCGUGAAGAAGAUAUAGUUUUCCAACGAAGAACACAAAACAAAACAAAAAACGUCUUAAUCCCACCUUAUCUGGACUCUUCUUGUUUUUUUCUUUCAAUUUUCCUCAGAAAAUUGUGACCCUUCAAUCUCUUGCCUUGAGGGUGAAGAUAUUCUGAAUCCUAGGACACAAGUCAUACCUAGGUUCGAUCAAGGGCACAAAUUGUCGUGACAAUUGAAGAAACAAAGCUUUUCAUUUUGGUUAAUGUUGAGCCAAUGAGAAGCAAACCUGGAUUUGAUUGCGUAAAGAGUUGAUGGGAAAUCGUUGUGCUAGAACUCCUUGUUGUACAAAGUUGUGGUCAUGUAUAUGCUGCUGCUGCAGCAGCAACAACAAGGCUCGAGCAAGAAGCCAACACGGGUCUAAAGAGAAUGUCUAUUCAAUAAGCAGAAUCGAGAAAUGGGAAGAAAAGAUCACAGAAGCUAACAACAAUGGCAAGAUUCUUGUGGUGUAUUUCAGCGCGCCGUGGUGUGUACCUUGUAAAAAGAUAGAACCAGUAUUCAGAGAACUUGCUUCUAGAUACCCUUCAAUGAUUUUUGUAACCAUUGAUGUGGAAGAACUCGCUGAAUUUAGUGAUGAAUGGAAUGUGGAAGCUACACCAACUAUAGUGUUUCUUAAAGAUGGGAGACAAAUGGAUAAGCUUGUUGGUGCUGAAACAUCAGAGCUUCAGAAGAAAACAGCUGCAGCUGCUGAACUCUUAAUCAGAAAACCAUAAACAGCAGAAGAGAAACAGAGCUAUGCUUCAGAAAUUAGUCAAUCAUUACCGAAGUUACUUGUGGAUGAAGUAAGUGUCAUGAGUUGUUAAUUGGGAUGCUUUAUCCUUCCAGAUUUAGUUUGGUAAUAUUUAUGAAAUUUUCUACUGUUGUCUCAGCAGAUUAACAUGGAGAUGGAGAAGGGUUUGGAUGAAGGUUAUAUAGCAGCCAAGGCUCCUCUAAUUAUUCUUCAGAACUCUGUGUGCAGAUGUAUAUGCUCCUCUCUUAUUAUGUAAACAUGUUUCUUCUUGUGCAUUAUUUAUUUGAAGUCUUUUUUUUUUUACUUCUACACA
Molecule: messenger RNA, 1510 nt
Organism: Brassica napus (rape)
Lineage: Eukaryota; Viridiplantae; Streptophyta; Magnoliopsida; Brassicales; Brassicaceae
Product: putative thioredoxin H10
Exons: 4
Coding region: 722-1180 (152 amino acids)
Source: RefSeq, a predicted model, not a curated record